Molecule: messenger RNA, 1104 nt
Organism: Penicillium salamii
Lineage: Eukaryota; Fungi; Ascomycota; Eurotiomycetes; Eurotiales; Aspergillaceae
Source: the annotation of a GenBank genome assembly
AUGACUUUCUCCAUUCCCAAGACCAUGCGGGCUCUGCAAUACUCGGAGCCCAAAAAGCACAAGAUUGUCGAGGUCCCUGUGCCCGAGCUUCGUGAGAAUGAUGUCUUGAUCAAGGUCAAGGCUUGUGGUGUUUGUGGUACUGAUUUGCAUAUCCACGAAGGCGAAUUCAUUGCAAAGGUACGCCAAAGAUACUUGCUUCAUGACAUUUUAUGGCGUGGACUGACUGUUGCAAAGUUCCCUCUCAUCCCAGGCCAUGAAACGGUCGGCGUGGUGGCCGCCAUCGGUCCCAAGGUCAAAGACUUCCAGAUUGGCGAGCGUGUCGUUGCCGAUAAUUCUGAGCUUUGCGGUACCUGCUUCUAUUGUCGUCGUGGAGAUGAACUGUUCUGUGAGCACUUCGAAGCCCAUGGCGUGACAAUGAAUGGUGGAUUCGCUGAAUACUGCGCCUAUCCUGCUGGUCGGGUCUUCAAGAUCCACAACUUGUCCGACGUUGAUGCCACUCUCCUCGAGCCGGCCUCUUGUGCUGCACACGGUCUCGACAAGAUUGCCCCCAAGAUGGGAUCCUCUGUGUUGAUCUUUGGUGCCGGACCUACCGGUCUUGUUCUGGCCCAGAUGUUGCGUCAAAAUGGUGGCUGCAAUGUUGUAGUCGUCGCCCCUCAAGGUCUGAAAAUGGACUUGGCUCAGCAGCUCGGUGCCGGAGAUAAGUAUAUUGAGCUGUCUCGCAAAGAUCCCCAAGCUCAGUUUGAUACUCUCAAGGCUGAGAAUCCAUAUGGAUUUGACAUUGUUGUGGAAGCCACUGGUAGCCAAAAGAUUCUCGAGGACUCGAUCAAUUAUGUUCGUCGCGGUGGUAAGCUCGUCGUGUACGGUGUUUACUCUAGCGAAGUUCGAGUCUCAUGGUCGCCGGCGAAGAUCUUCGGUGACGAGAUCACUAUUCUUGGCAGCUUCUCCGAGACAUAUAAGUUCCCUGCUGCUGUCGACUACCUCGACUCGGGCAAGGUCAAGGUGGACGGCAUCGUGAACAAGGUGUACAAGAUCGAGCAAUGGGAGGAGUGUCUUGAGGCGAUGCGUAAUAAGUCUGCCAUCAAGGCUGCGAUUGUCUUUGAUUAG